This is a messenger RNA of Prorocentrum cordatum, 607 nucleotides long. The record is from the annotation of a GenBank genome assembly. NCBI's taxonomy places the organism in Eukaryota, Dinophyceae, Prorocentrales, Prorocentraceae.
CCUCAUCAGCCUUGCAGCGCACAUGCUGAAGGUGGAAGCGGGGCGGAGGAGGACUACGCAGGCGGGCCAGCCCCAACGCCUCUGCUCUGGCCUGUUUCUGCGCGCCACAUGCCAGCAGAAGGCCAUCGGCCACCCGGAGAAAAAAGUCGCCGCAGGGGGCCUCUGGACAGGGACGGCGAAAAAGCGCGCCGCCUCCGAACAGGGGCGGCAAGCGAAGCACGCGACGAAGGCUUUCCGCAAUCUUCGGCGCCUGCGAGUCCUCACCAGGCCCCGGGGUCGUCGAGAAAACGCCUCGGGAUCGAAAGCCGGUCCCGGGGAUGGGGUCCAGACCGCUGGGGGUCCACGCUGUGACAAGAGCACGACGUCGGAGGGCUGGCGUGCUCCCACGGCCGUGCUCGCACGCGGCCAUGGGGCGCCAUCGAUGCACCGACCUGCACCGGCGCUGUGUAGGUUUAUGAUUGCCGCCCUCCGAACUAGUGAUCGUCCGCGGCACAGUCUUAGUGCGACCGCAGCUAGAGACAGCGGGAAAAUGCCAACUCGAGGGGUGCAGCAUACCUUACCUUGUCGCAAGCUAUGCCGCUUGAUGGCCUUGUCGAGCAAAACAUAA